AUGUUCUGGAGUCUCGUGCUGAUCCAAUCGAUCACCUUGGGGAUAUUUGUUUCAUUCAUGUGCAAGACGAUGAGCACAGGGAGCAUAAGCCCCUUGCCGCACACCAUCAUGGAUGAUAUCAGAGAACGAGAGCUCAAGUACUUCAAGACGAAGGAAGGGAUCCCUGCAGAACCUGCUGCGGUUUCGCCUUCGCAUCGUCCUGCUGGAAAGACAGCAUGGGUGUCAAGAUACCUGUAUCCUGAGCUCUGGGAUGACCUUCCUGAAGUGAAGAGGCUCCCUAUUGUGAAGAUGCCUCCUCAAGGCGAUGCCCAGAGCGCUCGUCUGCAGGUAGAGGUCCAGGGUCCUAGCAAGCCAACAGGGCAGGCAGGAGAUCCUGGUAGGCCUGGAGGCAUGGAGGGGUCAACAAGUCAGGAAGGCUCUGCCAGGUCAUCUCAGGUGCAGGGCCUGAGGGCUGAACAGCCGGCUGCUCUUACGGCUCUGAGCAUGAGCGCCUCUCCGCAGCUAGAGUGCUCCCCGUUGAAGGAAGGUUCACCCACAGCCAUGUCCCUUGACCUCACUGGGGAUCUUCCGGAGCAAAUGCUGCAGUACCUCUUCGCUCGGACAUGGGCGGCAGUGAGGGGCGUCGGGGUGAUCAAGAAGUCCUCUACUGCCCACGACCAUCUGAGGCUCUCCUACCCUGGAGUAGGAUGGAGCCAGUCGUCAGGUGUUCACCCCCCAAUGAAGGUGGACAGCUCGGUUUGUGGAGGGGUGUACAAGAGGAACUACCUGUAUCACUACAAGAGCAGGAACCUUGCCAAGUGCCUGUUCUCGGUGCCGGCCAACUUUGCAAUCCCCAACGAGGUGGUCGUGUACUUUGAAGGAAGGAACUCGGUCAGUUUCGACGCCAUGAGGGUGCAGGCCUCCCGGGAUUUUGACGUGGAGCUGAUCAAGAGGGUAAGCCCCGACGUGAUCUACUUCAAGUCGGCAAUUGAGCAUGUCAUGCGCACUCUUAAUACAGGCGCGAUGAUCUCCAUCGUCUGCGAGCCAAAGUUCCUGAUGCACCCGACUGUCCUGCAGCUGAAGCAGCUCUACAACUCCAGGGUGGUGCACGUGAACCCCUUGAAUGACAUGAACCGCGCUGUUCAUGCGGCGGCCUUCAUCGGCAGCUUUGGAGAUCUCUCUUGGAUGAGCGCCUUCCUCACAGGAGCCAAGCAGAUUCAUCUUCCUUACUGGUCGGACCUUGACGAGAAUGCUGGAGGGAAAAUUUCAGAAACUUUGGGGACUUGGCCGAAACUCUUCAUCCACGACGACGAGCGGUUGUGUUACUGGGACUUGAAUCAGCCAACUUCAUGCUCUCCUGCUCGACAGGUGCUGGCAGCUAGAACUCCGUUUGCAACUGCCGUCCUCAACAGGUCAGACGACUGCAUUUUCAGACAGCAGCAAGAUGUCAUCGCCGCUAGUGGCACGCAGAAGGAUUCGGCAGAGAAGACUUCUUCAGGAGUCGCAAUCUCAGGAGGGGGGUUGAGCACUGUAAGUGGGGCGGGGAACACUGUCACUGCCAGCUCAGGCUCAAGGCUAAAUCCGAUUGGAAGCAUACAAGAUGCAGCGGAAGCCGCAAUUGCAGCUGCCGCUGGCAGGGGGGGGGGAGCAGGAGCAGGAGCAGGAGGAGGACAAAACUUUGUUAUGAACCAUGGGCAAGGACUUGGUCAAGAAUCCAAUCGAGAUGCAGCAAAGGGUUUGCAACAAGGGCCAGUCCACGGGGUGCAGGACUUGGGGCAAGAGUCCUGCGUGACUCAGAAAGGAAACGUCCUUCUCCUUCAGAAUGUCAUGCUCGAUUCGAAGCCGCUGCAGGAGAACGUUAUCUUCACUUCGAGUCCGCACAAGUGCUGCGAGAUCUGCGGGAAGACCAACGGAUGUGCCUCCUUCACCUGGACGACAGACACGUACGAGUGUUGGCUGCGGGGAGAAGCGAAGAGCUCAAGGUUAUGGAAGGGGAUCGUGGCUGGAGAGAUGCCGAGGAGCUUUUGA
Molecule: messenger RNA, 2007 nt
Organism: Guillardia theta CCMP2712
Lineage: Eukaryota; Cryptophyceae; Pyrenomonadales; Geminigeraceae
Exons: 4
Coding region: 1-2007 (668 amino acids)
Source: RefSeq, a predicted model, not a curated record